Cylicostephanus goldi is the source of this 264-nucleotide messenger RNA. The record is from the annotation of a GenBank genome assembly. Lineage: Eukaryota; Metazoa; Nematoda; Chromadorea; Rhabditida; Strongylidae.
AUGUAUGAUGAUCAAUUUCAAAUCAGUCGAUAUUUCAGGUUCGGAGGUGGUAUGACCACCCUGACCUUGUCCUGCAAUCCGCGGCGUGCACUUAUGGCCGCACUAGCGCUGAUAUCAUCUGAUGAAAACGGCAAGCAAAAAGCUAGUUUAGGAGCUGUAUCCGGGAAGCUGGUACUGGCUCCACAUCGGCGCAUCGCCAUGGCAUUCGAUACAUUCGUAUACAAUGAGUUCACAAGAAUGAUUCCAUUACUCACUCCGAAAUGA